Messenger RNA from Anolis carolinensis (green anole), 6739 nucleotides. RefSeq names its product mediator complex subunit 12 (gene med12). Gene Ontology annotation, biological process: regulation of transcription by RNA polymerase II. The record is from RefSeq and is a predicted model, not a curated record. Gene Ontology annotation, cellular component: mediator complex. Gene Ontology annotation, molecular function: transcription coregulator activity; beta-catenin binding. Lineage: Eukaryota; Metazoa; Chordata; Lepidosauria; Squamata; Anolidae. The coding region runs from base 82 to 6537 and encodes 2151 amino acids. The transcript has 44 exons.
CGCCGGAAGUGUCUCGGCUGGUCCCGCCGGCCCUUGUUGUGGCUGGGCGGCGGCGGCGGGCAGGGCUGCUCCGUCCUCGCCAUGGCGGCCUUCGGGGUCCUCAGCUACGAACACCGGCCUCUCAAGCGGCCGCGGCUGGGACCGCCGGAUGUGUACCCGCAGGACCCCAAGCAGAAGGAGGACGAACUCACAGCUCUCAACGUGAAGCAGGGUUUCAACAACCAGCCAGCUGUCUCUGGAGAUGAACAUGGAAGUGCCAAAAACGUCAACUUCAACCCUGCCAAGAUAAGUUCCAACUUCAGUAGCAUCAUUGCAGAGAAGCUGCGUUGCAACACCCUGCCGGACACUGGCCGCCGAAAACCACAAGUGAACCAGAAGGAUAACUUCUGGCUGGUGACGGCCCGCUCCCAGAGCGCCAUCAACAACUGGUUCAACGAUCUCGCUGGGACCAAGCCCCUCACUCACCUGGCUAAGAAGGUGCCCAUCUUCAGUAAGAAGGAAGAAGUCUUUGGCUACCUCGCAAAGUAUACUGUGCCUGUAAUGAGAGCGGCCUGGCUGAUCAAGAUGACCUGCGCCUAUUACGCGGCCAUUACAGAGACCAAGGUGAAGAAGCGGCACGUCAUCGACCCCUUCAGUGAAUGGACACAGAUCAUCACCAAGUUCCUCUGGGAGCAGCUGCAGAAGAUUGCUGACUACCACCGGCAGCUGAUGGCACAGAGCAGCUGCGGCUCUCCCUCCAACCUCAUGCCCCAGGAAGUGGAGCAUUCGCUGAAGCAGUGGGACUACAACGAGAAGCUGGCCAUGUUCAUGUUCCAGGAUGGGAUGCUGGACCGCCACGAGUUCUUGACCUGGGUGCUGGAGUGCUUUGAGAAGAUUCGGCCAGGCGAAGAUGAGCUCCUGAAGCUACUCUUGCCUCUGCUUCUGCAGUAUUCCGGGGAGUUCGUGCAGUCAGCUUACUUGUCCAGGCGCCUGGCCUACUUUUGCACCCGCAGGCUUGCCAUGCUGCUGGACAGCACUGGCGGGCACCAGGCACACCACUUGUCGGCACAAGCAGCCCCCCCGCUCCCUUCCACGCCGACCCCCCAACCCGCAGCAGGCAACCCACCCCCCAGUCCCUUCAGCGACCUGCUGCUGUGUCCUCAGCACCGGCCAGUGGUCUUUGGCCUCAGCUGCAUCCUCCAGAGCAUUGUUCUGUGUUGCCCCAGUGCCCUUGUCUGGCACUAUUCCCUCACUGACAGCAGGAUAAAGACCGGCUCCCCGCUGGACCACUUGCCCAUCGCCCCCUCUAAUUUGCCCAUGCCUGGGGUUAACACAGGCUUCAUGCAACAGGUCCGAGCGAAGCUCCGGGAGAUUGAGCAGCAGAUCAAGGAGCGGGGCCAGGCAGUGGAGGUGCGUUGGUCCUUCGACAAAUGCCAGGAAGCCACUGCAGGGUUCACGAUCGGCCGGGUGCUGCACACGUUGGAGGUCCUGGACAGCCAUAGUUUUGAAAGGUCGGACUUCAGCAACUCUUUGGACUCCUUGUACAACCGGAUCUUUGGGGCAGGACCAAGCAAAGAUAGCCAUGAGAUCUCCCCUGACGAUGAUGCCGUUGUGGCUCUUCUGUGCGAGUGGGCUGUCAGCCACAAACGCUCCGGCCGCCACCGUGCGAUGGUCGUGGCCAAGCUGCUGGAGAAGCGGCAUUCGGAGAUCGAAGCAGAGCGCUGCGGAGAUUCGGAAGUGGUGGACGAAAAGGGCUCCAUUUCCUCGGGUUCUCUCUCGGCGGUCAAUGCUCCUGUCUUCCAGGACGUCCUGAUGCAGUUCCUAGACACCCAGGCGCCCAUGCUAACCGAACCAGCCAACGAGAACGAGAAAGUGGAGUUUUUCAACCUGGUGUUGCUCUUCUGCGAACUGGUCCGCCAUGAUGUCUUCUCACACAACAUGUACAUGUGCACUCUCAUCUCCCGCGGUGACCUGGCAAUCGACCACGGCCCACGGCCCCCUUCGCCCUUCGAUGAUGCCGCCGAAGACCACGACCGGAAAGAGGGGGAGGGCAACAGCGGCAUCAAGCUGGAGGACACAGGCCUAUCAGAGUGCCAGAUGGACAUUGACCACAACUCCAGCGCCAUUUUUGACGACAUGGAGAAGACAGAUUUCUCGAUGUUCUCCCCUCCCAUGCACUGCGAGGCCAAGGCCAGCCCAUCCCCUGAAAAGCUGGAUCCGGAGAAGGAGAGCAAGCUGCUGCUGCUGAAGGACAGGGCCGCAGAUGGCUUGUUGGCUUCGCUCUACGACCAGCCCCGGCACAUCCAGUACUCAACACAUUUCCCCAUCCCUCAGGAGGAGUCCAGUAGCCACGAAUGCAACCAGAGGCUGGUGGUCCUCUUUGGAGUUGGGAAGCAGCGUGACGAAGCCCGGCAUGCCAUCAAGAAGAUCACCAAAGACAUCCUGAAGGUGUUGAACAGGAAGAGCACAGCUGAGACAGGAGGGGAGGAAGGGCAGAAGAGGAAAAGGAACAAGCCAGAGGCCUUUCCUACAGCCGAGGACAUCUUUGCCAAGUUCCAGCACCUUUCUCAUUUCGACCAGCACCUUGUUACCUCUCAGGUAUCACGCAACGUUUUGGAGCAGAUCACCAGCUUUGCCUUAGGGAUGUCCUACCACCUGCCUCUGGUACAGCACGUCCAGUUCAUCUUUGACCUGAUGGAAUAUUCGCUUAACAUCAGUGGGCUCAUCGACUUUGCCAUCCAGUUGCUGAAUGAGCUGAGUGUGGUGGAAGCCGAGCUGCUGCUGAAGUCCUCUGAUCUGGUGGGCAGCUAUACCACCAGCCUGUGCCUCUGCAUCGUGGCCGUCCUGCGGCAUUAUCAUUCCUGCCUUAUCCUCAACCAGGACCAGAUGGCCCAAGUCUUCGAAGGGUUGUGUGGGGUGGUAAAGCAUGGCAUGAAUCGUUCUGACGGCUCUUCGGCUGAGCGCUGCAUCCUGGCCUACCUCUACGACCUGUACACAUCUUGCUCCCACCUCAAAAGCAAAUUUGGAGAGCUCUUCAGCGACUUCUGCUCCAAGGUGAAGAACACCAUCUACUGCAACGUGGAGCCGUCCGAUUCCAACAUGCUCUGGGAGCCCCUUUUUAUGAUCGACACCAUUGAGAACCCCUCGGCCCACAACUUCACCUACACCAACCUGGGCAAGAGCCUCACCGACAACCCAGCCAACCGCUACAGCUUUGUGUGCAACGCCCUGAUGCACGUCUGCGUGGGGCACCACGACCCAGACCGGGUCAAUGACAUUGCAAUCCUUUGUGCCGAACUGACUGGUUACUGCAAGUUGCUGAGUGCGGAGUGGCUGGGAGUCCUGAAAGCCCUGUGCUGCUCCUCCAACAACGGGACAUGCGGCUUCAACGACCUCCUCUGCAACGUGGAUGUGAGCGACUUGUCCUUCCAUGAUUCCCUUGCCACGUUUGUGGCCAUCCUCAUUGCCCGCCAAUGUCUCCUCCUUGAGGACCUCAUCCGCUGUGCAGCCAUCCCCUCCCUGCUCAAUGCCGCUUGCAGUGAGCAGGACUCUGAGCCCGGCGCCCGCCUGACCUGCCGGAUCUUGCUGCACCUUUUCAAGACUCCUCAACUGAAUCCUUGCCAGCAGGACAGCAGCAAGCCGUUGGUGGGCAUCCGCUCCUCCUGCGACCGGCACUUGUUGGCUGCAUCUCAGAAUCGGAUUGUAGACGGGGCUGUCUUUGCCGUCCUGAAGGCGGUCUUUGUUCUGGGUGAUGCUGAACUGAAAGGCUCUGGGUUUUCCCACCCGGGAGGAGUUGACGACCUCAUGGAAGAUGACAAGAAGCCAGCUGGCCGCAUGGUUUCCAUUGAGACAGCCAGCCUAGAGGUUUAUGCCAAAUACGUCCUGAGAAGCAUCUGCCAGCAGGAGUGGGUGGGCGAGCGCUGCCUGAAGUCCCUGUGCGAAGACAGCAAUGACCUGCAGGACCCAGUCUUGAGCAGCACCCAGGCCCAGCGGCUGAUGCAGCUCAUCUGCUACCCGCACCGGCUUCUGGACAACGAGGAGGGCGAGAACCCCCAGCGGCAGAGGAUCAAGCGCAUCCUACAGAACCUGGACCAAUGGACGAUGCGGCAGUCUCUGCUUGAGCUUCAGCUGAUGAUCAAGCAGACGGCAAACAACCAAGAAAUGAACUCCCUGCUGGAGAACAUUGCCAAGGCCACCAUCGAAGUCUUCCAGCAAUCUGCCGAGACCAACUCCGCCAGCAACGGCAUUGUCAACCUGGGCGGCUCCACCAGCCUCGUCCCGACCAGCACCAAGGCCAAACCCAUCCUCAGCUCCCUGGAAAGAUCAGGAGUGUGGCUGGUUGCCCCUCUCAUUGCCAAGCUGCCAACCUCGGUCCAGGGCUACGUCCUGAAGGCGGCUGGGGAUGAGCUGGAGAAAGGGCAGCACCUGGGGUCCUCAUCCCGCAAAGAGCGGGACCGCCAGAAGCAGAAGAGUAUGUCCCUCCUGAGCCAGCAGCCUUUCCUGUCCCUGGUGUUGACCUGCCUGAAGGGCCAAGACGAGCAGCGCGAGGGCCUCCUCACCUCCCUCUACAGCCAGGUCCAGCAGAUUGUGACCAACUGGCGAGAAGACCAGUACCAGGACGAUUGCAAAGCCAAGCAGCUGAUGCACGAGGCGCUCAAGCUGCGACUCAAUCUGGUGGGCGGCAUGUUUGACACAGUCCAGCGCAGCACCCAGCAGACCACCGAGUGGGCCGUGCUCCUCCUGGACAUCAUCAGCAGUGGCACCGUGGAUAUGCAGUCCAACAAUGAGCUUUUCACCACCGUCUUGGAUAUGCUGAGCGUCCUCAUCAACGGGACACUGGCGGCGGACAUGUCCAGCAUCUCCCAGGGCAGCAUGGAGGAGAACAAGAGGGCCUACAUGAACCUGGUCAAGAAGCUCCGGAAAGAGCUGGGCGACCGCCAGUCGGAGAGCCUGGAGAAGGUGCGCCAGCUGCUCCCACUGCCCAAGCAGACCCGAGACGUCAUCACCUGUGAGCCUCAGGGCUCCCUGAUCGACACCAAAGGCAACAAGAUCGCUGGAUUUGACUCCAUCUUCAAGAAAGAGGGCUUGCAGGUGUCCACCAAGCAAAAGAUCUCCCCAUGGGACCUCUUUGAAGGCUUGAAGCACUCUGCCCCGCUCUCCUGGGGCUGGUUUGGGACGGUGCGGGUGGACCGGAAGGUAUCCCGCUUUGAGGAGCAGCAGCGGCUGCUCUUGUACCACACGCACCUGAAGCCCAAACCCCGCAGCUACUACCUGGAGCCACUGCCACUGCCCCCUGAGGAGGAGGAGCCCCCCACUCCGGUGGCCCUGGAGCCCGAGAAGAAGGUAGCCGAGCCAGCCAAGGUGGAGAAGGCCAGCGCCAACACUGCCAGCUCUGCCGCGGAGCCCAAGAAGAAGGCUAGCAAGAACAAGAAGCGGGCCCAGCCCACCAACAAGAACGAGGACUAUAUGAUGGCUGCGGGACGUGGGGUCCCCUAUGGGGGCGGCAUGCCGGCAGAUCUCCUCCACCAUCAGACAGCAAACUCCAUGUCGCGGUUGGCCUAUGGGCAGUCGCCAGUGGGGCUCUAUGCUCAGAACCAGCCCCUGCCAGCAGGUGGCCCUCGGCUGGACACCUCCUACCGGCCAGUGCGCAUGCCACAAAUUGGCAAGCUGGUGCCAAGCCGGCCUCCUUACACGGGGGUCCUGCCCACCAGCAUGAGCAGCAUGAUGAGCAUUGACCAGGCCUACAAGUCCUCCGUCUACCGGCAGCAGCAGCCGCCCGUGCCCCAAGGGCAGCUCCUGCGGCAGCAGCUCCAGGCCAAGCUGCAGGGCCAAGGGAUGGUGGGGCCACAGCCCUUGCGGCAGAUGGCUCCUACCCCGUCUUACGGAGCCGUGCAGCCGUCACAGGGCUACACCCCCUACGUUUCCCACAUCGGCCUCCAGCAGCACCCCUCCCAGUCCGGCGCCAUGGUGCCCCCCUCCUACUCCAGCCAGACCUACCAGAAUGCGCACCCUGGCUCCAACCCGACCUUCGUGGACCCCACCAGGACCAUGCAGCGGCCCAGCGGCUACGUCCACCAGCAGGCCCCGGGCUACGUCCACAGCUUGAGUGCUGCACAAAGAUUUCCCCAUCAGUCGAUGCAGGCGGCUCCCAUGAUGAGUGGGGUGAACCACAUGGGUGCUCAGGGAGUCCCGGCAGGCAUCCGGCCGAGCCAGCUCCUCUCGGACCAGCAGCAGCAGCAGUACCUGAGGCAGCAGCAGCAACAGCAGCAGAUGCUCAGGCAACAGCAGCAGCAGCAACAGCCCCCUCCACAACCGCAGCCCCCUCCGCAGCAGCCCCAGCCACAGCCCCAGGUCCCCAGCGUCCCCCAGCCCCAAGCGCAGGGCCAGCCCCCGGGGCUCGGCAUGCAGGCCCUGGCUCCCCAGCAACCCAUGUUCCAGCGGCAAGGCCUCCAGCAGACGCAGCAGCAGCAACAGACGGCAGCCCUGGUCCGGCAGCUCCAACAACAGCUUUCAAAUACACAGCCCCAGCAGAACAGCAACCCUUUCGGACGGUAUUGAGGCCCAGCAAGGGAGGAACGGCAGUCGUGACAGUGGGCUUGAAGAGGCCUCUUCCUGUGGCCGCGGCUGGAGAAUGGGGCUCGGACCUCGGGUGCCCGCUCCGAAAGCCUGUCCCCGCUCCCCUCUCGGAGCCCACUGCGCUGCGUUUGGGACGGGGAGGGUCUGCUCGCGCCGCCGAGCGAGUGUUUUUAAUCUCCACUUU